Messenger RNA from Suhomyces tanzawaensis NRRL Y-17324, 1878 nucleotides. RefSeq names its product Gyp5p (gene GYP5). Lineage: Eukaryota; Fungi; Ascomycota; Pichiomycetes; Serinales; Debaryomycetaceae. The transcript has a single exon. Bases 1 to 1878 code for a protein of 625 amino acids. The record is from RefSeq and is a predicted model, not a curated record.
AUGGACGCGACCAUAAUAGCCGACGAGGACCCAAAUACCACUUUGGAGGAAAACCCAAGCCUGGGUUUUGCUAAUGGUACUGCCACCACCUCGCCAACCACACCCACGAGCUUACCCAACAGGAAGUCCAUCCAAGAUUGUUUGAGGUUGGACCAGCACGACGUGGCCAUCUUGGAGCCCAACCAGGAGGCUGUUCAAAACUUGGACCAAUUAUCCUCGACAUACGAUAAAGCUAGCCACAACUACUUGUUACAAAGCAAGUUCAAUCAGCUCAACAAUAAGUUCAAGGCCAAAGAUGUGAGGUUGAAAGAGUCCAUCAACUCCGGAACAGAAAACAUCAAGAAAACAUUCAACGAUAUCAAGAAUACCGUGGGUGGAUUCAGCGACAUGUUCGAGUACAAGAUCGACUGGGAAUUCUGGACCCGGAUUGUGAAUGACUACGAGUCAGUCAUCAAGAACGAAUCAGACGAGUUAGACAAGCUCAUAAUGUCAGGUAUCCCCAAGGAAUUCAGAGGAAUAAUCUGGCAGUUGGUGGCCAAAUCAAAGAACUUCCAAUUGGAAGAGUUCUACAUUCAAUUGAAGAGUGAAACUUCUGUCCACGAAAAGUCGAUCAAAAGAGACUUGUCAAGAACAAGCUUCUUUACCAAUGUUGAACAAGUCAACAAAGGUGAGGAGUUGUUCAACGUCAUCAAGGCAUACUCAUUGUUCGAUCCUGAUGUGGGUUACACGCAAGGUAUGAUCUUUAUUACCAUUCCUUUAAUUAUGAAUAUGAGUGAUGCUGAAUGUUUCUGUUUGUUGGUUACUUUGAUGAAAGAUUACAAGUUGAGAGAUUUGUUCAGCCCGGAAAUGAAGGGAUUGCAUUUGUUCUUGUAUGAAUUUGAUAGGCUAUUGGAAAGCUAUUCUCCAAUUCUCUACAAUCACUUGGUUAAACAAGGCAUUAAAUCUUCCAUGUAUGCAUCUCAGUGGUUCUUGACAUUUUUUGCAUACAAGUUUCCUUUGGAUAUCGUGUUGAGAAUUUACGAUAUUAUCAUAACUCAAGGUAUUGAGUCUAUCCUCAAGUUUGCAGUGAAUUUGAUGAUCAAGAAUGAAUCAAAUUUAUUGGCAUUGAAGUUUGACAAAUUGUUGGGCUUUUUGAAGGAUAAAUUAUUUAACAUUUAUAUCAAUGAGGAAUUUGUUGACUUCAAAGAGGAUGCAUCGCUUAAUAAUUCUAUAAACGGUGGCUUGAAGCGUUCGUCCAAGAGAUUUUCUCUUCUUCCCGGUUCCAAGAGAAACUCAACCAUAUCUAGCUCAUCAUCUGGCUCAAACUAUUACAAAUUAAAUGAAUUGGUCACGGACUCCAUGGAAAUUAAUGUCGAACCCGUCGAAUUAACCAAAUACGAGAAUGAAUUCGAAAACAUCUACCUCAGCGAGACAGCAAAAACGGAAGAUAUUGAAAAGAUUAAGGUCGAGAACGGGAACUUAAGAUACAAAAUCAAGGAGCUUGAGACGCAGUACACCAACUUAAAUCGCGACCAUAUCGAUAUUGUGCAGAAUAUGGUCGACAUCAAGGUUAAGUUACCAGAAGUUCUCCAUGAUAAUGACGAACUUAGUAGUGCCAUCGAACAUUUGAGGGUUGAUAUAGAAGAGUUGGAGUCCAAGACCAGUGAUUCGCCCACAGUUGCAUCUUCUCAAGACUCCUUUACUACACCUAAAUCACCUGCGUUACCAUCAAGUAUUGAGAAUAGCAUCCAACAGCUCUUGCUUGAGAAUUGCCAGGAAACAGAGAAAUUUGCUAACUUGGAAGAAGAGUUCAGCAAUUUGUUGCUUGAGGAUGAGAAAUUGAGUCAGGAGUUGAAGGGCUCGGACAAUAAGAAAUGGUUUGGAAGAUGGGGUAAGUAG